CCACCAGCCCAACUGUUUUCCUCUUCACUGUCAACGCAGACUUCCACAAUGGCUGGUGUGGCAUCUACGUUGGCCAAGAAGAGGGCAUUGGCCGCUGGGUUUGGCACUAAUGCCAACGCGUCAAAGUACCUAAACCAAGACUUCCAAUCUCUCAGGAGCGAGUGUCUGAGAAAAGGUUCGAUAUUUACCGAUUGCACUUUUCCGGCUGCACCCGAGUCGCUCGGAUUCAAAGAACUCGGCCCGAAUACUUCCAAAACCAGAGGUGUGCAAUGGAAGCGACCCGGGGAACUGGUGUCCAACCCAGAAUUCAUAGUUGGUGGAGCCACGAGAACCGACAUCUGCCAAGGAGGUCUGGGUGACUGCUGGCUCCUGGCAGCCAUCGCCUCUCUGACCCUGAAUGAAGAUGUGAUGGCCCGGGUCGUUCCUGAAGGACAAGGAUUUGGACGUGGAGAGUACGCUGGGAUCUUUCACUUCCAGAAUUACUGGUAUUCUCCCCAUGACCUUCUCUCGACCCCUGACCCCUGA
Molecule: messenger RNA, 525 nt
Organism: Oncorhynchus keta (chum salmon)
Lineage: Eukaryota; Metazoa; Chordata; Actinopteri; Salmoniformes; Salmonidae
Product: calpain-2 catalytic subunit-like
Exons: 4
Coding region: 49-525 (158 amino acids)
Biological process (GO): proteolysis
Cellular component (GO): cytoplasm
Molecular function (GO): calcium-dependent cysteine-type endopeptidase activity
Source: RefSeq, a predicted model, not a curated record